AUGGCCAGAGGCCUCCCUGGCCCCAAAUCACCCUCAGGGCGGCCUAGCUCUGUCCUGGCCUCUGCCUGCGGCUCCUCACAGAGGGCCGCCCUGCAACCCGCUGCAGAAAUUCCUAGUUCUAGACGUGCCAAAACUUUUGGAAGGUCCCCAUCAAGAAAACAGAACUACUCUUCUAAAAAUGAAAACUCUGUGGAAGAAAGUUUUGAGGAUCUGCUCUUGAAAUAUAAGCAAAUACAGCUUGAGCUUGAAUACAUUAAUAAAGAUGAAAGACUGGCUCUGAGCAACAGGGAAGAAACGGAGCAACAAGAUGAUGAUAAAACAGUGGACACUGAGGACCAAAUAACUGUAGAAAAUGACAGUAUUACAACGGAUGCUAUAAAAGAAGUAUCUCCUGAGGAGAAAAAUCAGGUUAUAGCCUUUCAGGCAUUUGAACUGAAACCUCUCAGACAAAAACUGUCUACUCCAGCUGAGAGGAGCAGAUUGAAAAAAGUCAAAGAAGGAAUAAAGCAGUCAUCACAAAAAUCUGAAGUCACAGAAUCCAGCCAAGGUGCAGAAGACAAAGAACAAACAUUAGCGCGAAAGCUUAGUACUUCAGAUGUUACAUCUGAAAAGAAGCUGCUUGAUGAUGAGGAGGAGAUGUCUGAAUUGCAGCUUAGGCUCCUCGCCCUCCAGUCUGCUAGUAAAAAAUGGCAGCAGAAAGAACAACAGGUGAUGAAGGAAAGCAAGGAAAAAUUAACAAAAACAAAAACUGUAACACCAAAAGCCAAAGCCAGUACAAAAGCACACUCAACAAAGAAAACUAGUGCUACAGCCAAGCAAGCUUUGAGGAAACAACCGACAAAGACAUCGAAGAAGAUGCAGCAGCAAAAGGAACAAGACAGGCGUCAGAAAGAGGAAGACCAGAGGAAGCAAGAAGAGGAGGAGGAGAGAAGAAAAAGAGAAGAAGAGAUCAGAAAAAUUAGGGACCUCUCAAAUCAAGAAGAGCAGUACAAUCGGUUCAUGAAGCUAGUUGGAGGAAAGAGGAGAUCGAGAAGCAGGUCUUCAGAUACGGACUUGAGAUGGUCUUUAGAUAAGCAAUCUACGGAUAGUGCAGGAGGGAUAUAUCAGUAUGAUAAUUAUGACGAAGUUGCUAUGGAUACAGAUAGCGAAACUAACUCUCCAGCUUCUUCUCCAGUACAGCCUCCUUUCUUUGAGUGUCCAAUAGGAUAUUUUCCACCUCCAGUACCACCAAUUUCCUUGCCACUGCCACCUCCAAUUCCACCUGUACCAUCUUUGAGCCAGCUUUAUGCAGAGGGUAUUUCUUGCGUUUCUCUUGAGCCACCUCCACCUCUCCCACCUCUUCCACCUGAAGAGCCUGAGCAGCCACCAAAACCUCCAUUUGCAGAUGAGGAAGAAGAAGAGGAAAUGCUAUUAAGAGAAGAGUUACUGAAGUCUCUAGCCAACAAACGAGCUUUCAGAUCUGAGGAAACUUCAAGUAACAGUGGUCCACCUUCACCCCCUGUUGCAGAUAACUUGCAAUCUGUGCCAAGAAGCAAUCUGUCCGCAGUCAGUAUUAAUACUGUGUCUCAGCCACGGGUACAAAAUACAAAGUUUGUCAGAGUACCAAGGCCUCCCCGAGCAGUGAUCACACUUCCAAAGCACAAGUCUGUUGUGGUUACAUUAAAUGAUUCAGAUGAUAGCGAGUCUGAUGGAGAGCCCUCUAACUCAACUAAUAGUGUAUUUGGAGGACUAGAAUCUAUGAUAAAAGAAGCAAGGAGAAAUGUUGAGGCAUCAAAAAUCAAAGCUGCUCCAAAAUCAGAAAAAGAAAACGAUCCAAUGAGAACUCCAGAGGCUUUACCAGAAGAUAAGAAGAUAGAAUAUAGACUCUUAAAAGAGGAGAUUGCCAGUCGUGAGAAGCAGCGUUUAAUUAAAACUGAUCCACUGAGGAACAGUACAUCCCCUGCAAAUUCCGAUGGUGAAGUUGAUGGAAUUGGUAGAAUAGCGGUAGUGACAAAACAAGUUACAGAAGCAGAAGCAAAGCUUAAGAAAAACAAACUCCUCCUGAUGAAAGAUGAAUCUGUGUUGAAACAUUUGUUGCAACAAGAGGCAAAGAAGAGAGAGAAUGUUCGAAUUGCUGAAAAUAAGAUUAACAAGCUGGCUGAACAGCUACAAGCAACAGAGAAGAUCCUGAACGCUAACAAGAUGUUUCUUAAGAAGCUUCAGGAACAAAUUCAUAAAGUUCAACAACGAGUUACAGUAAAAAAAGCUCUGGCCUUAAAAUAUGGGGAAGAACUUGCUCGAGCAAAAGCAGUAGCAAGUAAAGAAAUCGGGAAACGAAAACUGGAGCAGGAUCAUCUUGGACCAAGCAAAAUGUUGAAAUUGGAGAAUUCCCCUGCAUCAAGUCCAAAGAAGCAUUCAGCAGAAUUGAUUGCACUAGAGAAGAAACGACUGCAGCAACUGGAGUAUGAAUACGCUCUGAAGAUUCAGAAGUUGAAAGAGGCCCGUGCACUUCAAACCAAGGAGCAAUUAAACUUUGCCCCUCCUGCAGAAGAGGAAUCUGAAUUUACAUUACCUCAGCCAUCGCUUCAUGAUCUUACGCAGGACAAAUUGUCUUUGGACAGUGAAGAAAAUUACUUUGAUGAUGAAGUCUUAUCUAAUUCAAACCGAGAACGAAGGAGAUCUUUCAGAGAGUCUAAUUCGUUUACUAAACCAAAUCUAAAACACAUGGACACCCCAAAACAAGAAACUAUAAACAAACUUUCUAAAAAGGCAGCAGAGGAGCCUGAGCUUUUCCUUGGGUUGAAUAUUGAGGAAUUGAAAAAACUUCAUGCUAAAGCUGACAGCUUGAAAGAGCUGCUAAUGAAAAGUACUGCCUUUGUAACACCUAAGGAAGACCUGUUGUGUGGUCAGGAAAUUUCAGUGGAUAUGGAUUUUGUGCCAUCUCAAAAUAAACAAACUGAAGCGAAACCAUUUCCGUUUGGACCAUAUCAUAGUCCCCUUCUAGUAUUCAAAUCCUACAGGUUUAGUCCAUAUUUUCGAACCAAGGAAAAACUAUACCUCAGUUCUGUAACCCAUAGCAAUAUGAUAGAGCCAAAACAGUGUUUCUGCCGUUUUGAUUUAACAGGCACAUGUAAUGAUGAUGACUGUCAGUGGCAGCACGUGAAAGAUUGCACUCUUAGCCGAAAGCAGCUAUUUCAAGAUAUUCUGUCUUACAAUUUAGAACUGAUUGGUUGUUCAGAAAAAAGCACUGAUGAUGAAAUCAGCACUGCGACAGAAAAAUAUGUUGAAAAACUUUUUGGUAUAAACAGAGAUCGAAUGUCAGUGGAUCAGAUGGCUGUUCUUCUGGCUAGCAAUGUCAAUGAGAGUAAAGGUCAUACACCUCCGUUUACCACAUGGAAAGAUAAGAGAAAAUGGAGACCAAAGUACUGGAGAAAACCUCCAUUAGAUAGUAGCAGCAGUGAGGAGGAACAGUUCCUUGGACCUAUUAAAUAUGCUCACCCCACAGAACAUAAAGCAAAGGUUCCAGCUCUCGAUGCUGUCGUGACUCCAGAUGAUGUCCGAUAUUUUACAAGCGAGACUGAUGACAUUUCCAACUUGGAGGCAAGCGUUCAAGAAAACCCCUGUGAUGUACAACUUUGGAUUAAGCUUGCAUACAAAUACUUGAAUCAAAAUGAAGGAUUCGUUACAAGAACAGCUCUGCCAUACGGCUCUGUCAAUGUAGAAAUUGUCCAGUUGAGCACCCUUGAGAACAACAAAGAAAAUCCUGAGAUUUGGUGUCAUUACCUCAGACUCUUUUCAAAAAGAGGAACCAAGGAAGAGAUGCAGGAAAUGUGUGAAACAGCAGUAGAAUAUGCACCUUCUUAUCAAAUCUGGUGGACAUUUUUGAAUUUGGAGAAUUCCUUUGAUGGAAAAGACUAUGUAUGUGGGAGGAUGCUACAGUUCCUCACGGAAGGAGCAGGGGGAGAAGAAAAUCCUGAUCUCUUGUCCUUUCAGCUGCUGGAGACUCUUCUGUACAGAGUUCACUUAAGCCUCUUCACAGGAAGAUAUCAGAACGCUCUUGCUGUGUUGCAGAAUGCUUUAAAAUCAGCAAAUGAGAAGAUAUUAUCAGAACGCCUUACUGUAAGUGACCGCUGCUUGGCUUGGCUGGCUUACAUACAUCUAAUCGAAUUCGGUGUUCUCCCAGUCAAGUUCUAUGAUCCAGCUAAUGCCAGGCCUUCAAGGAUAAUGAACAAAGAGCCGUUUCUAAUACCGUGGCAAACAAUUCAAGAUGUGAAGACUGAUCCUGAUACGUUGUUGGCUAUGUUUGAAGAUGCAGUCAAAACAUGUACUGAUGAAAGCCUUAACGCUGACAGAAGAAUAGCUAUCUGCUUACCUCUCUACAGAAAUAUGAUAGCUUUGUUGAAGCUUCUUGAAAGGUGGGAGUCUGCUAUAGAACUUUGUAGAUCCUUGUUGGAACUCUGCCCUAACAACUCUCAGCUCUUGGAGAGUUUAGCCACCUUGUAUUUGCAAAUAGAGCAGAGUGAUAGCGCCUACAACGUGUGGAUUGCAGCGUUUGAGAAGAAUCCUCAGAAUGCAGAAAUUUUUUACCAGAUGUGUAAAUUCCUCAUCUCACAGGGAAGAUCAGACAAUAUUCUUUCACUGUUGCAAGAUUUUGUGGCAGCUUUCUUUGAGAAUGCAUGUCAAGAACACAGUCCUAUGGAUCUCUUAAGGUAUCUCUUGAAUUUUCCAAUGCCGAUUGAGUUUACAUCACCCCUCUAUAAAGAACAUCUCACAGAUGACAUUGUAAAUCAGCAAAUCCCUUAUCUGUGGCAGAUCUACUGUUUGUGCCAGUCUCUUCAUGCAACUGUUGGUGAAGCGCUGGAUGCUUUUGAAGCAGCUCUGGGGGCAGUGAUGCAGCAGGAAACAGUUCAGAACAUUUGGCUGGAUUACCUUGUUUUUAUCAAUAGUAAAGUUGUUGGAUCCAACAGCAAAGUUCAAGAAUUCAAGCUUUUUACUGACCUAGUGAACAGAUGCUUGGUUACAGUCCCCACACGAUACUCAAUUCCUUUUAGUACUGCUGAUUAUUGGACCAAUUAUGAGUUUCAUAAUAAGGUAAUUCUUUUUUAUUUGAGCUGCAUUCCAAAGUCCCAACAUUCCAAAACCUUGGAACGGUUUUGUUCUACUAUGCCUACUAAUCCUGGACUUGCACUGAGACUGCUUCUGCGAUACUGGGAGGAGAGCAAUGUUCAAAUUCUGAAACUGCAAGCCAAGAUGUUUACAUAUAAUAUCCCAACAUGCCUGGCCAUCUGGAAAAUAGCCAUUGCUGCCGAAUGCUUUCUAAUGGGACAAAGAGAAGUCCAUCAUUUAUAUCAGAGAGCCCUUCAGAAGUUACCUCUAUGUGCAACACUGUGGAAAGAUCAACUCUUGUUUGAAGCAUCAGGAGGAGGUAAAACUGAUAACCUGAGAAAACUAGUUUCCAAGUGCCAAGAGGUUGGAGUCAGCCUAGAUGAGCUUUUAAAUUUAAACACUUACAGAACAGAAAGCAAGAAUCACUGAACACUGAGUAUGGUCAGCCCUAAGUCCUAUUAAAUGCCAAAAUCAAUUGAAUGAUUCUUCAGGCUGAUCCAUGCCUAAGAUCUGUGUAAGGCAGAUGAGUAUUGCUGAGCAUAUCAAGUCUCCAAUCUGCUUUCCUUGAACCUGGAAACAAUUAACAUGACCCUCCUCUCUGGAUAAAUGAACUCCCUGUCUGGCCUUGCUUCUGGGCCCUGCCAGAUUCUCAUAACAUCAUGUACGUAAGUAUAGUUAAUCAAAAUGACAGACUUUUUUUUUUUUAUGUUUUCCUUUUAUUUUCUGUUUUCUUUGUUUUGCUGUUCCUGAUUCACUUGACACUCUCACUGAUGCCUGAGAGAUCUGUGUUUGGGAUUAAUUUACUGGGCUGUGUUUACAGUAAAAAAGCAAGUAGUCCACUUUGGGUUUUUCCUUUUUUUUUAAACCUUUUUUGAGACUUUUUCAUUACAGGAUUUAAAACAAAAGCAGCCGCUCUUUAAGGAAAGUGUAACUGCCGUGGCCACAAGUAUGCUUCUUGCACUUGAAGGCUCUAAGAGGGUUGCUUACUGCCCUUUUCUGCAUUGGACUCACGGCAGAGACUAUUAAACUUGAAGAUUAAAGAAACUAUUGCAAAUGCCAGUGCAUCAGAACCUAAGAGUGGUCAAUUAUGUGCAAUUUUUUUGUAAAGAAAUUUUAAUUUAUAAUAAAGUUUAACAGUUUAAAGAACA
Messenger RNA from Struthio camelus australis, 6233 nucleotides. The record is from RefSeq and is a predicted model, not a curated record. NCBI's taxonomy places the organism in Eukaryota, Metazoa, Chordata, Aves, Struthioniformes, Struthionidae.